This is a messenger RNA of Talaromyces atroroseus, 1425 nucleotides long. RefSeq lists its product as hypothetical. The transcript is spliced from 7 exons. The coding region runs from base 1 to 1425 and encodes 474 amino acids. Gene Ontology annotation, biological process: transmembrane transport. NCBI's taxonomy places the organism in Eukaryota, Fungi, Ascomycota, Eurotiomycetes, Eurotiales, Trichocomaceae. The record is from RefSeq and is a predicted model, not a curated record. Gene Ontology annotation, molecular function: transmembrane transporter activity.
AUGGGUUUCUGGAAUCGCAAAAUCGCCGUCAGCGACGAGGCCGUCACGUCGGCCGUCCAUCUCACGCUGAGACAGUCCUUGGUCCCGAAUCUGUUAGCAAGGAAAGUCACCAUUCUAUUCUUCCUCUGGGGCUUCGCUUACGGUUUACUCGAUACGCUGAAUUCCCAUUUCCAGUCUACCCUGAACAUCUCGGCUGCAAUGGCCAGUGGUCUCCAGGCUUCUUACUUUGGUGCUUAUUUUAUCUGCCCUCUCACUAUUUCGGGCUGGAUUUUGAGAAAGUAUGGGUUUCGUGUGACGUUUAUGACGGGUCUGUCCGUUCUCACCGUCGGGUGUCUUCUAUUCUGGCCAUCGGGAGUCAAACGGUCCUUCGGUGGCUUUUGUGGAAGUAUGUUUGUCGUCGGAGCUGGCUUGUCGACAUUGGAAACUGCCGCAGAUCCAUUCCUGGCUAUCUGCGGUCCGCCCCGAUACAGCGAAAUCCGGCUCAAUCUCGGCCAAGGCGUGCAAGGCGUUGGCACCUUCGUCGCACCGCUACUCGCCUCUCGCGUCUUCUUCGCGCACACAGUAGACACGGCCGCGGGCUUGAAGAAUGUGCAAUGGACAUAUCUCGGUGUUGCAUGUUUCGUUGCGCUGCUGAUCAUCCUGUUCUUCCUCGCGCCCUUUCCCGAAAUCACGGACGCAGACCAGCAGGCCCUCGAGGGCGCGAUUACAAACUCGGCAGAGGAUGUUGGCCCGUUGCGGAAACAGUAUAGUCUGUAUCUGGGCGUCAUGAGCCAGUUUUGCUAUACGGGUGCUCAGGUGGCGAUUGCGGGAUACUUUAUUAAUUUUGCGGAGGAGGCUGGUCGCUCGGCGUCGGAUGCUUCAAACCUCCUCGCCGUCGCACAGGGCUUGUACGCCUUUAACCGUUUCUUGGCAAGUUUUCUCAUGAUGUUCAAGCCCUUCAAGCCUCGGUACAUGCUCUUCGUGUAUCUGCUGGGCUGCAUCGUCUUCAGCAUUGCAUGUAUGAACACGUCGGGCACGACAUCUAUAGCCUUGCUCAUUAUCGUUUUCUGCUUUGAAUCUUGCUGCUUCGCCACCAUCUUCUCGCUCAGUCUCCGCGGGCUAGGUCGACAUACCAAACGCGGAGGCUCGUUCCUCGUGUCUGCUAUUUCGGGGGGGAUGGUAUUCCCACCGAUGAUGGCAGCUGUCAUUGACGACCGCAACGCGCAUAUAGCCAUGGCCAUACCCAUGAUGGGCUACAUUCUCGCUUGGAUUUUCCCUAUAUACGUCAACAUAUACAAACGGGAUAUCAUGGACUCCCAUCGCGACACUGAGGUUAAUGUGACCUAUACGCAUUCCAGCGAGAAGGAGAUUGAGCUCGAGCGGUCGAGGGAGAAUGAGCCUGAGGUUGUCAAUGUUGAGAAUGUGGGGAGUAAGGAGGUUCAGUAG